AGAAAAUUCAAUAAUUAUUUAUACGAAAUGGCUCCCUCAAGAAACGUCGCUGUCUCUGGUCGUGCUCAGCCUGGCUUCGUCAAGUCUACUAUCAAUGCCGUCUUCUCCGAGGAGAACCGCACCUUCGUCUGGGCUAUCGGCGUCUUUGCUGCUGCUGUCGGUUUCCUCCAGAGCCCCAUGGGUGCCUCCAUUUUGCCUGACGUGUAAGCUGAACUGAGAUGACGUUGAAUUGGACAAGUGAAAAGUUGGACAUGUCAGGAUAAAGAGUG
Molecule: messenger RNA, 269 nt
Organism: Saitoella complicata NRRL Y-17804
Lineage: Eukaryota; Fungi; Ascomycota; Saitoellomycetes; Saitoellales; Saitoellaceae
Exons: 2
Coding region: 28-207 (59 amino acids)
Source: RefSeq, a predicted model, not a curated record